CUUUGUUGGAUUCGAACAUCAUAUUUUGAAGGGCCGUAUAUUGAAUUGUCAGGGCAUAUAUUUUGUAGGUGAGCAUAUUCAUAGAGACAUGGAGGAUGCUGCAAUGGGUAGGAGUUACGGCUUAUAUAUGGAAGAAGAGGAUGUUUAUGGAAAUGAACAACAGUCAGAGUUGGAGAAAGCAAUUCAGUCGGAUGCUGCAGAGUUGGAGCCUCAACUAGAAGAUGUGUACAUUGAGACACAACAGUCUUUUGCUGAUGAAGCCAAGAAUAGUGCUGUUGAGGGUACAAAGGAUGCAAAUGAUUUUGAAAAAUUGAAUGAUCAGCAUCCUAAGUAUUCAAAUGGAGCACAACCACCGUAUAUUGGUAUGAAUUUCUUAAACUGGGAAGAAGCUUAUUCUUUUUACAAUAAUUAUGCCCGGAUGAAAGGUUUUCGUGUUCGCAUCGGUAGGACUGAUGUAUCAAGGAAAAGGGAGUUAGAUGGUUCAAGUCCUAAGGUUUUUUCAAAGAAGUUUGUAUGUAACAAAGAAGGUUAUCGAUGUGAUAAUGACAAGCGACGGAAGGGGAAAAAAGUGCAUCAUCGGCCAGAAGUUAGAGUUGGUUGUCCAGCAUAUCUUUCUAUUAAACCAAAUUCGAAUGGUUGGUUUGUGCACAAAUUUGAGUCAGAUCACAAUCACCCACUGGUUGUUGAAGACCAAUCAAUUAAGCCCCAAUCACACCAACAGUUGGCAGAUGGUGUAAAAUUGUCAUUUGAUAAUCUCCAUAGUGCUGGUAUUGGUCAAACACAAAUAGUUGAUGAUGAUUUGGAGUGCUUUGGUGGUUAUAAUAAUAUAGGUUUGACAGAGGGGAUGGAAAUAAAUGAAAGGAAGAUGAUUGAAGUGGAUCUUCAGACAGUUUUAGCAUAUUUUGAGUCUAUGAAAGAAAAGGAUCCCAAAUUCAUUUAUUCAAUUAAUGUAUCUGAUAAACAAACUUUGAGUGGGGUUUUUUGGAUUGAUGGCAAAGGCAGGUCUGAUUAUGAAGUUUUUGGUGAUGUUGUGGUGUUUGACACAACAUACAAGAAAAAUCGAUACAGAUGGCCAUUUGGCCCAUUCACUGGCGUGAACAACCAUGCUCAAUCUAUUCUGUUUGGAUGUGGUUUGGUUGCGAAUGAAACAAAGGAGUCAUUUGAGUGGUUGUUCAAGGCGUGGUUGAAUGCAAUGGGAGACAAAGCACCGAAGGCAAUUAUUACUGACGAGUGUACUGGUAUUAUACCUGCAGUGGCUAGUGUUUUCCCUAAAACAGUACAUCGCUUUUGUUCGUGGCAAGUCUCUAAGCAUGCCCUACAUCACCUCGGUUCUUUAUGGUUCCAAAAGCCUGAUUUUAAGUUAGAAUGGAAGCAGUGCAUCUACCGUUCAUGGUCAGAGGCAGAUUUCCUAACUCGGUGGGAAGCAAUGAUGGUGAAAUAUAAUUUGAAGGACCAUUCGUGGUUAAAUGAGAAGUUUGCCCAAAAGAAGUUUUGGGUGCCUUGUUAUUUUAGAGGCACAUUCUUUGGUGGAAUGAGCUCGACCCAGCAAAGUGAGGGGAUGAACAGUUACUUUCGAGGAUAUUUCAAGGGCUCUAUGACAUUGCUAAGAUUUGUCAAGGAAUAUGAAAGGGCUAUUGCUAGGCGUAGAGAGAAGGAAGCUGAUGCAGAGUUCAAAUCACUUAUGAGAUUACCUCAAUUGGAAUCACAAAGUCCUAUUGAAAUGCAUGGUAGACAGGUGUACACGAGGAGGGUAUUUGAGAUUUUUAAGAAAAAUUUUAGCGCAAGCCUUAGCUUAUCUGCUGUAGAUGAGUCAUUUAAAGGGUCAGUUAGGAAGUUUAAGGUUGGGCCCUUUAAUGUUCCAAUUGAGCACAGAUGCGUUGUUGAGUACAACUCCAUUGAAGAAGAGAUACAUUGUAGUUGCCUUAUGUUUGAAUUCAUGGGAAUACCAUGCAAGCAUUUUUUGAAGGUUCUACAAAUGGUUGAUCGUGAUAGUAUACCCUCCAAAUACAUUCUAUCUAGGUGGACGAAAGAAGCAAAGUCUGGGUUGUCUGAUGCUUAUACUCCAUGUAAUGCUCCCCCUACUGUAAAUACAGUUCAUUACGGAGCUUAAGAGAGGCCUUUUGAU
Molecule: messenger RNA, 2125 nt
Organism: Telopea speciosissima
Lineage: Eukaryota; Viridiplantae; Streptophyta; Magnoliopsida; Proteales; Proteaceae
Product: protein FAR1-RELATED SEQUENCE 5-like
Exons: 2
Coding region: 89-2110 (673 amino acids)
Biological process (GO): regulation of DNA-templated transcription
Molecular function (GO): zinc ion binding
Source: RefSeq, a predicted model, not a curated record